Astyanax mexicanus (Mexican tetra) is the source of this 3893-nucleotide messenger RNA. It is a transcript of the gene cnot4a, whose product is annotated as CCR4-NOT transcription complex, subunit 4a. Bases 315 to 2687 code for a protein of 790 amino acids. Gene Ontology annotation, biological process: protein ubiquitination. NCBI's taxonomy places the organism in Eukaryota, Metazoa, Chordata, Actinopteri, Characiformes, Acestrorhamphidae. The transcript is spliced from 13 exons. Gene Ontology annotation, cellular component: CCR4-NOT complex. The record is from RefSeq and is a predicted model, not a curated record. Gene Ontology annotation, molecular function: metal ion binding; RNA binding; ubiquitin-protein transferase activity.
UCAGUGAGUGCUGAAUGGCUACUGUAUUCCCUCCUCCUUAGUUCAAUGUAAGAUGGUGGUGAGAAGCUCCUGUCUAAAGACAUAUUUAAACUGAAAAGGAACCUGUCGAGCAAGCUAUUAAACCCAGAGCUGGACGAGUCAGCGCUGGGAAGUGUGUGCUCAAGAAGUCCGCGCUGUUUAGAGGAACAACUUCCGCCCCAGACCGUGGAUAUCUGUGGAGUGGAAUUCCCUGCAUUUGGAAAGCUAAACUUUGCUCAGUGUCCUGUUCUGGGGAACUGCUGUGAUCUGAGGCUCUACUGUACCAGUGCAAUAGGAUGUCCCGUAGUCCCGAACUGAAGGAAGACCCCAUGGAGUGCCCUCUGUGCAUGGAACCACUUGAGAUUGACGAUGUCAACUUUUUCCCGUGCACCUGCGGCUACCAAAUCUGCCGUUUCUGCUGGCACCGCAUCCGGACAGAUGAGAAUGGCCUCUGCCCAGCCUGCAGAAAGCCAUACCCAGAGGACCCGGCUGUGUACAAACCUUUGUCACAGGAGGAGAUCCAAAGGAUAAAGAAUGAGAAGAAGCAGAAGCAGAAUGAGAAGAAGCAAAAGGUGACUGAGAAUCGUAAGCACCUUGCCAGUGUCCGUGUGGUCCAGCGGAACCUAGUGUUUGUGGUGGGACUUUCGCAGAGGCUUGCAGACCCGGAGGUACUUAAGAGGCCUGAGUAUUUUGGAAAGUUCGGCAAAAUACAUAAAGUGGUCAUCAACAAUAGUACGUCUUAUGCAGGCUCACAGGGUCCUAGUGCCAGUGCCUAUGUUACUUACGUCCGCUCAGAGGAUGCCCUAAGAGCAAUACAGUGUGUCAACAAUGUGGUAGUGGAUGGUAGAACACUUAAGGCUUCUUUAGGUACAACAAAGUACUGCAGCUAUUUUCUGAAAAGCAUGCAGUGCCCCAAGCCAGACUGUAUGUAUCUACAUGAACUGGGAGAUGAGGCAGCUAGUUUCACUAAAGAGGAAAUGCAGGCUGGGAAACACCAGGAGUACGAGCAAAAACUACUCCAAGAUCUUUACAAAAUGAAUCCCAAUUUUCUACAAACUUCAACAUGCGGAGGGGAGAAAUCAAAAAGCAAAACAAAUGCUACACAAAGACCAAACAGUAGCAAUAAAGAGGGUUGGCCCUUGUUACAGGGCUAUGGAAAACUAGUUAACGGUUUACCCACAGAACACCGCAAGUCCCCACCUCUUUUAGACUGCCUAACAGACUCCGAUCACUUGACUCCAGAUGAACCAGACCCUGAACUGGGAGCAGAUCAGAGCACAGGCCUUCCACCCUUUCCCUCAGCCUUAGAGCCAAGCAGUCCUGUUGAUAAAUCAACAGAACCUGUAAGCAUAGGGAAUGGGGAGAAUAUACCACAGGUCCCAAGUAGUGACUCACCCUCCCCUCCUCCUGGUCUUUCUAAGCCAAGCCUGGUGGUGCCCAUCAGUGUCGCUGACUUAACAGCCCGCUCCCCCUUUGAGGGGGCGGCUGCAGAGUCUCAGUCGCUCUUUUCAGACAACAGUAACUUCAGACACCCCAACCCAAUCCCCAGCAGCCUGCCCUCUUUCCCCAGCUCCCCACAGGGGGGCAGUGACUGGCCCAUGACCCCUGAGCCACAAAGCCUUUUUGCCUCAGACACCAUCCCAGUCGCCUCCUCCACUGACUGGCAAGCAGCCUUCGGUUUUGGCUCUUCGGCCAAGCAGCAGCAACAGGAUGAUGACCUGGGCUUUGACCCCUUCGACGUGACCAGGAAAGCCCUAGCUGACCUUAUCGAGAAGGAGCUGUCUGUUCAGGAGGUUUCACCCUGCUCUCCCACUCUCCCGCUUCACCAGCCCGGCCUCCACAAUGGACAGCAGCGCUUCCCUCAGCUGCAGCACAGAGGCCUCUACAACUCCUUCAGUCUGCCCCCACACACAGCCUCGCGCCACCCCUGGAUGGGUCUCCCCACCCGCAAUAACCUCACACACUUGAACCACGCGGUUAGUGCAGCUGCUGCACACAGCCACUUUCUAGAGGUCAGCGGCCCACCACAGCACCACAACACAGGCCUCGGGGGGAUACCUAUAUCAGAAAACAACUCAGUGGAAAACAUAAAUGUGAAAGAAUGGCAGGACGGCUUAAGAGCACUCCUGCCAAAUAUCAACAUCAACUUCGGAGGCCUCCCAAACUCUACCUCCUCUUCAUCCUCCUCUUCGUCCACUUCCAGCGUAAACCACAUUGGUGCACCACCUGGGUCGGUAGGGCUCUCACACAGCCUCAGUUGGGAUGGCACGGCCAGCUGGAUGGAUCCCGCCAUCAUCACCGGUACGACUCACUGGUCCUCCAGAAUCUCGGGCAGCAAUCGGGAAGAAAGUAUCCCUGCGUCCGCAGGUAGCAGUUUGGACUGUCUCCAAGACGACAACCCGCCACACUGGCUCAAGUCUCUGCAUGCUCUGACAGAGAUGGACGGACCGGGCAGUUCAGUGGCCGCGCCCCAGCCUCAGCACACAGGCCUGCUGGAUGCAGCAGCCCAACUUUCGCUGCACAGAGCCGGUUGGGCACCCUACCUUCCCGCUCCCACACUCGCCCCCAGUCAGUUCCACUCUCCACCACCAGGCUUCCAGACAGCCUUUAGACCUCCAGCGCAGACCGCUACAGACAUCCUACAGAGCGCCGGCAUGGACCGCCACUAGGGACAAGCUCCCCUUCCCUCCAUCUCUCUUAACUUAACUGUAAUGACGCGUGAGGCUGCAGAAUAUCCUGAUCAUUAAUAACAUAACAUAAGCUCUUAUACAUCUGCCCCGUCUCUUUACCCCCUUUACAACAUUCAUUUGUCUGACUGUUUCUUUGAGGCACACUCUUUUCGCCUUGUGGUUUAUGGAAGGGCACGCAAAGCUGGAAUAGUGAGGGUGAUAUUUUUGAUCACCCAUACAAAGGUGUCCAACAUCUGGUUGAGGACACGCAUGGCGAUCCCUCAUGCAUAAGGAUUUGAGAAAUGGUAAGCGUUCAGUGGGCACACAUAGAUAACAAUGAUUUAUACAAAUGGAAGUAAACUGUUGAGGUUUCACUCGCCAAACAUCUGUCCAUCCUAGGUUCCCAUUCUGAUCUUAUACUGUGAAUGUGUUGGUCUAGAUAAUGACCGCUGUUCCAUAAAAUACAAGACAAGAUAACUGAUCAUUUCAGAGGAGUCAGUACAGUGCACCGGUGUCUUUGCCUCACAAGUCUAUGGUGCAGAUCCACACACAAGACUUGAUGACACAACAGUGCAUGUGUAGAGACCCCUGGUUCCCUGAGGGGGUGCUAAAGGCCCCUUCCCAGCAUGGGGGAGUCACUGCUGUACCUCUGUAUCAGAGGAUGGAGCGCUGCCCCAAUGAUGGCUAGGGGCUUUAGGUCCUGACUCACAUUUAACUCACUAGUAAAAGCGGUCUAUGGAGGGUUUGAGAUGCCACCAUGUGGUACUUAGUCACUCCAUUCCUAGUGAGGGAGAAGGAUUAAGACUGCACAGCACAUUGAUCAAUCCCACCAGUCUUAAAUAAGCAUUGGUGAUACAAUUUUGGGUAGCCAAGGAGGGACUGAGAUGGCGAUGUAAACAAGGUGGGUUGAUAAUCACUGUUAUUGGUAAUGAUCAAUGUGACAGUAACACAAUAACUUCAGGCCUUUUCAAGGCUAUAUCAUUUCUCCUUUUCUUUCUCUCUACUGUGUGGCCCAUACUAAACAGUAUUUAUCAGACUCUUAUUCAUUCUUUCAGGAAAAGUCAAUAUAGUCCAACAUUUUGGUUUUAACAUGCUGCUGAGAUAACAUUUAAUAAAAAGUGAAGAGCUAAAAGAAGAAAAAUAAAAGAUUUGACUUUUCUGCAGGUCUGGAACAACAAAAUCCUAAAUAAAAUUGAGUACUCAGUG